Messenger RNA from Drosophila kikkawai, 1587 nucleotides. RefSeq names its product RNA-binding protein NOB1. The record is from RefSeq and is a predicted model, not a curated record. NCBI's taxonomy places the organism in Eukaryota, Metazoa, Arthropoda, Insecta, Diptera, Drosophilidae. Gene Ontology annotation, cellular component: preribosome, small subunit precursor. Gene Ontology annotation, molecular function: RNA endonuclease activity. Gene Ontology annotation, biological process: maturation of SSU-rRNA; ribosomal small subunit biogenesis.
AUUUGAUUUGUGCUACGGUCACAUUGGCCACUCCGACACGUGCUGCUUGCGAAGUUUUGUUUUGCUUUCCUUUGUUUUUCAUGUAAGAGUUUUCCGGCGAAAUGGCGGAGACAAGUGGAAAGAUCAAGUUCCUGGUAGCGGACACUACGGCCUUCAUAAACGCCGUGCCCCUGAACGAAUAUGCCGAGCAGGUGCUGACAGUGCCCGAAGUUGUGGCCGAGGUGCGCAACAAGAGACAGAUCCGACGCCUCUGCGUCCUGCCCUUCGACCUGCAGGUGCGGGAGCCGCGUCCCGAGAGUGUCAAGCACUGCGUGGAGUUCGCCAAACGGACCGGAGACUACGCCAGUCUCUCGGGCAUCGAUCUAAAGGUCAUCUCCCUCACCUACGAGCUGGAGGCGGACACCGUGGGCACUGCCCAUUUGCGCACAGAACCAAUAAUGGCGCAGACUAUUGCCUCCAAGGAGAAGCCCGCCGAGAUGCUGGAUGCAAGCAACAAGCGUUUGGUGGGCUGGUACAUGCCCGAGGGUGAGGAAGAGUCUGACGAGGAGGAGGAGGAGGAGGAGGAGGAGGAGGAAGAGGAGGCAUCCGAGGAGGAGGUGGAUAAGUCUAUAGAGGGCAAACCAGAGGAGGAGGAAGCGGAAACCACACCCGUGGACAACGUGAAAGCCGCCAUUGAAGCUCAGUUGGCGGGCAAGGAAGCCCCACCCUGCCAGCCAGAGGAGGAUGAACCCUCACAGGAAGAGCUAGACAAACUUUUCGAGCAGCUCAAGUGUGCGCCUAGCGCCGAGGAAGAGCAGGAGCUCUCCCAGUUGCUGAUAUCCCAGCCGAGGGCAGACGAAGGCGAAGGCGAACCCGAGGAAGAGGAGGAGCGUCCACAGGCAGAAGAAGAGGACGUGGGUGACGACGGCUGGAUCACGCACUCCAACAUCAAGAAGGCCAAAAAGGCGCUCGAGGGCAAGGUGGAGACCGACGAGGUGCCGCCCGUGGCCUGCAUGACCACGGACUACGCUUUGCAGAACGUCCUCAAGCAGCUCAAUCUCCAUUUGGCCGCUCUCAAUGGCCGUAUUAUCAAGCAGCUGCGCACCUACAUCCUACGCUGCUACGCCUGCUACAAGACCACCAGCAUCAUGACCAAGGUCUUCUGUCCCAACUGCGGCAACAAGACACUAAAGCGCGUGGCCGUCAGCCUGGACGAGAACGGUCGCCAAGUGAUACACAUAAACACGCGUCGGCCACUGACCAACAAAUACAAGAACCAGAGUUUGCCGCGCUUCCAGGGCGGCAAGCACUCGCGGAAUCCCAUCCUCUUUGAGGAUCAGCCGAUGCCCCGGCAAAUGCCAUCGCGUGUGGCCAAGACCAAGACGAAUGCCUUGAAUGAGGACUACACCGCCGGCUUCUCCCCGUUUGUGCUACGCGACGUGGACUCCAAGUCGGCCAUGCUGCGCUCCAAGGGUAACCUCAAGGAAUGGGCCAGGAACAACAACUUUGAGGAGGAUCGCAGGCGCAAGAACUACAAUCGUUUGUACAAAUAGAUAUUUUAUGGUAUAACAAGUAAUAAUAUAUAAAUAUAUUUGAAAUAAAACAGAA